Molecule: messenger RNA, 1233 nt
Organism: Chelonus insularis
Lineage: Eukaryota; Metazoa; Arthropoda; Insecta; Hymenoptera; Braconidae
Exons: 9
Coding region: 1-1185 (394 amino acids)
Biological process (GO): sensory perception of smell; detection of chemical stimulus involved in sensory perception of smell
Cellular component (GO): plasma membrane
Molecular function (GO): olfactory receptor activity; odorant binding
Source: RefSeq, a predicted model, not a curated record
AUGGCUCAAUUACUUGAUGAUGAAAAAUAUUUUAGAGAAAUAAAAUUUUUAUCGAUCAUAACAGGAAAAUGGCCUUUUCAACCGAAAAAACAAAAAUAUUUUUUCAUGUUUCUUCUUUUUAUGUUUACUGUAACCGAAGUUAUUGGUGAAAUAACUGCCAUUGUGAAAUUUUAUGAUGAUAAAGAACUUGUAUUAGAAUCCGUGUCGCCACUUAUAGUGACUGCAGCAGCGUUUUCCAUAUAUUUCAGUCAUAUAUGUAACACAAAAGCCUUCACACGUAUAUUGGUGGAAAUGAGAGAAACUUGGCGUUUUCAUUCAUCUCCGUCUGAGCAAAAAAUUCUUCGUGAAUAUUCAGACAUAGGAAAAUUAUUUGGAUCAGCAGGAACAACCUUCUUAUUCACAGCAGAACCGUUAUUUCCAAGAGUUGUAAAUUUUUUGUUUAAUAAGAAUGAAACAAUACCCAAUAGAUAUCCCGUUCCUGUAUAUUGGAUGGGAAUCGGUAUGGAUGAAAAUUAUUAUUUGCCAUUAAGUUUUUCAAUACUGUGCAUAUGGAUCAUAAUAAAUGUGGAAGUGACUGUAGAUUCUACGUUUAUCGUUAUGACGCAACACGCAGUUGCACUUUUUGCACUUACUGGGCAUAUAUUAGAAAAUAUUCCAACUGAAGAAGAUUAUCAGAGAGAACAACAGAAUAAGAAGAGUAUAUCUUUGGAUGAUCUACGACAUCAGCAUUACCUAAAAUGCAUAAAAAGUCAUAAAAGAGCAAUACAAUUUGCCAAAGAUUUAGAAACAGUUAACGUGUGGGGUUUCGGCAUAGUAAUUGCUCUCCACAUACCAAUAAUGAGUGUCACAGCAGCUCAAAUCACAACGCAAGCCCAAAAUAUUCAGCAAUUUCUUAAAUAUUCUACCUUUGCAUCUAUUCAGCUAUUUCAUUGCUUUGCUGUUUGUCUCUUCUCCCAUCAAUUGAUAACGAAUAGUACACUCAUUCAAAAAUCUGUAAUUGAAGGUUUGUGGUAUGAAUGCGAUCCUAAAAUUCAAAAGCUCCUGACACUCGUGAUAAUGAGAAGUCAACGAGAAUGUCAAUUAACUGCUGGCAAAAUGGUAUCAAUAUCAAUGGACACUUUCACAGUGAUUGUCAAAACAGCAGCGUCGUAUUUCACUAUGUUGGCACAAACCCGUCAAAGCUAAAGCUUACCUAUGUGCAGUGGAAGCGAUAAACAAUUAGUGAUCCUUAAU